Molecule: messenger RNA, 1873 nt
Organism: Numida meleagris (helmeted guineafowl)
Lineage: Eukaryota; Metazoa; Chordata; Aves; Galliformes; Numididae
Product: myelin-oligodendrocyte glycoprotein-like
Exons: 4
Coding region: 805-1422 (205 amino acids)
Source: RefSeq, a predicted model, not a curated record
UUUUCUCCUGAUUGAUGAUGUGGUGAUACGGGGCGCAGUCCGACUUGUCCCAGGCAGCCCCUCCAAUGUGGAGGAACCUUCAUCCACAUCCUCAUCCUCCUGUCCCUCCAGAUCCAGAGCCUCAUGUCUAGGACACAAGGGCACCUGGGGAGGUGGGAUAGGCUGAGAGGCGCUCUGCCUGCAGCUCCAGACAAGGACUUGUUUCCAUCCCUCGUGCUCCCUGAGGUCCCUUCCUCCUAUCUGACUGCUGGAGGGUGGAUCAUCCACCGCUACUUGAAGAGCAUCUCCCUGCUACACGCCCUGCCUGCACCCGCUGUCUGUACACCCAGCUUGCACCCCUGCCUGCACCCCUGCCUGUGCUGUCUGCCACAACAAGCCCUUCCAAUGCACAGCUCUGGUUCCUGUUUCCCGUCUUGUUGGCUGCACUGCCUGGGCCCCUUACUCUUCCCCCCAGAGGGGGAAGUCAGCCUGCUUCCUUCUGCCCACCCACAUCAGAGCCUCCGUGCUGCUCAGGGUGCAGCUGGGACGGCUGCCUCACUCCCCCCCAGCUUCCUAGAGCUGCUUUCUUGUGGGUUUUUGUCAUGAUUCAGACCCUCUAAGAACGGAUCCUGGCGUGAGACUCCGCAGCAAAGCUGAUCCAUUCCAGCUCUCGUCUCCUGCAGCUUCUUCCCUCAUUUUCUUCCAAAAAUUCUUCCCAAUCUUCUGUCCCAGCCUUCUUCCCCAUCUCCUCCAUCAUCUCCUUCUCAGUCUCCUUCCUCUCUCUCCUUUCCCCAGUUCCUUCCCCCCUCCUCUUCUCCAGCACAGAUGCGCUUCGGAUUGGGCUGCAACCACCCCAGGUCCGCCCUCCCCUGGAGGAGCCUCCUGCCUCAUCUCCUGGCUCUGCUCCUCCUCCACCUGGGAUCAGCCCAGAUCAGGGUGGUGGCACCCAGCCCCCGUGUCACUGCCAUCGUGGGACAGGACGUCGUGCUGCGCUGCCACUUGUCCCCUUGCAAGGAUGCUCGGAGCUUGGACAUCAGAUGGAUCCAGCACCGGUCCGGUGGGAUUGUGCACCACUACCAAGAUGGAGUGGACCUGGACCAGAUGGAGGAAUAUAAAGGGAGGACAGAACUGCUCAGGGACGGUCUCUCUGAUGGAAACCUGGAUUUGCGCAUCACUGCCGUCACCUCCUCCGAUAGCGACUCGUACAGCUGCACUGUGCAGGACGGUGCAGACUAUGCAGAUGCUGUGUUGAACCUGGAGGUGUCAGAUCCUUUUUCCCAGAUCACCCGUUCCUGGGCAGCGGCUCUGGCUGUGGUCGUCACACUUCUGCUUGGGUCAUUUGUCAUCAUUGUUUUUCUCCAUAGGAAGCAAGCGGAACCGCGCAGAGAGCUGAGUGAGUCCUUGCAGCCCCUUCCACCACCAAAGUCCCUUGAAUGGAACUGAUAGAAGACUGCAGAGUGCUGGGUCUAUGUGAUGGGUUGGGGCCAUGAGAUCUUUGGGGCCUUGGGAUGUGUUGGGGCCAUGGGAUGAUCUGAUUUUUUUGGAUGUGUCGAUCCUGAUUGAUCCACGUGCAUAACUCCUGCCUGAUCCAUUACUUCCCAUUGGUUUAACUCCUUCUUGGGACCAAAAUCGUGACUGGUCACUUAGCAGUGCAAAAAGAUUAGGGGUUUAGGCAUGGGAGCAGCCAUGGGAUGAGAAUCUGUUCUCUCUGAACCUGAAUUUCCUUUGCUUCUAUUUUGCAGGGAGAAAAAAUGAAGAGUUGGGUAAGUCUCCUUCCCCAAACUGAGGGAACUCAGGCUCUCCCCAUGGCAUGAGCCGUGGGAUGAGCAGCUGUCCCCUCUGACCAUGAAUUUCCUUUGCUUCUAUUUUGCAGGGAUAAAAGAUGCAGAGUUGG